CUUUUCUCUUAGGUGGUACUUUCGUUUUCCAAGGCAGAGACUUUCGAGAGACCCUGCAACAACCCUGAGGAGGCCCAUCCGACCCCAGACUAAGCAGAGGUGACACGGGGAGCCCGGGAGAGGCAGCAUCACCCCCCCACGCCUGCCCGAUCUUGCGUGCUGAAAAGUUUUCUAUUGCCGAGUGCUGCCUCCUGAGAGCUGUCUAGGUUCACCACACCCGCACCCUGCGCAUGCAAACCCAACUGAUUGGCAUCUGAUUUGCUGUGUGUGGCUGCUGCUUAAGCUGAAACUCAGCCCCCCCUCCCGGGGGCGUCAGGUGACAGGAUGUCCCAGUGGUAUGAGCUUCAGCAGCUGGACUCCAAAUUCCUGGAGCAGGUUCACCAGCUCUACGAUGACAGUUUUCCCAUGGAAAUCAGACAGUACCUGGCACAAUGGCUAGAAAAGCAAGACUGGGAACAUGCCGCCAACGAUGUCUCAUUUGCCACUAUCCGUUUUCAUGACCUCCUGUCUCAGCUAGAUGAUCAAUAUAGUCGCUUUUCUUUGGAGAACAACUUUUUGUUGCAACAUAACAUCAGGAAAAGCAAGCGUAACCUUCAGGACAAUUUUCAGGAAGACCCAAUACAGAUGUCUAUGAUCAUCUAUAACUGCCUGAAAGAAGAAAGGAAGAUCCUGGAAAAUGCCCAGAGAUUCAAUCAGGCUCAGUCAGGGAACAUUCAGAAUGCUGUGAUGUUAGACAAACAGAAGGAGCUUGACAGCAAAGUCAGAAAUGUCAAGGACAAAGUUAUGUGUAUAGAGCAGGAAAUCAAGACUCUGGAAGAGUUACAAGAUGAGUAUGACUUUAAAUGCAAAACCUUGCAGAAUAGAGAACAUGAAACCAACGGUGUAGCAAAGAAUGACCAGAAACAGGAACAGCUGUUACUACAGAAGAUGUAUCUAAUGCUUGACAAUAAGAGAAAGGAAGUGGUGCACAAAAUAAGGGACUUGUUGAAUGUCACAGAACUUACCCAGAAUGCCCUGAUUAAUGAUGAGCUGGUGGAAUGGAAGCGGAGACAGCAGAGCGCCUGUAUUGGGGGGCCCCCUAAUGCCUGCCUUGACCAGCUGCAGAACUGGUUCACCGUAGUUGCUGAGAGUCUGCAGCAGGUUCGUCAGCAGCUUAAAAAACUUGAGGAACUGGAACAGAAAUACACCUAUGACCAUGACCCCAUCACAAAAAACAAACAAGGGUUAUCGGAUCGCACCUUCAGCCUUUUCCAGCAGCUCAUUCAGAGCUCAUUUGUGGUGGAAAGACAGCCUUGCAUGCCAACUCACCCUCAGAGGCCUCUGGUCUUGAAGACUGGGGUACAAUUCACUGUGAAGUUGAGACUGUUGGUGAAAUUGCAAGAACUGAAUUAUAAUUUGAAAGUCAAAGUCUUAUUUGAUAAAGAUGUGAAUGAGAGAAAUACAGUCAAAGGAUUCAGAAAGUUCAACAUCUUAGGCACACACACCAAAGUGAUGAACAUGGAGGAGUCCACCAAUGGAAGUUUGGCGGCAGAGUUUCGACACCUGCAACUGAAAGAACAGAAAAAUGCUGGCACCAGAACUAAUGAGGGCCCUCUCAUUGUUACUGAAGAGCUUCACUCCCUUAGUUUUGAAACUCAGUUGUGCCAGCCUGGUUUAGUCAUUGACCUCGAGACGACCUCUCUACCUGUGGUGGUGAUCUCCAACGUCAGCCAGCUCCCAAGUGGCUGGGCCUCCAUCCUGUGGUACAACAUGCUGGUGGCGGAACCCAGGAAUCUAUCCUUCUUCCUGAACCCACCUUGUGCACGGUGGGCUCAGCUGUCAGAGGUGCUGAGUUGGCAGUUUUCUUCAGUCACCAAAAGAGGCCUCAACACAGACCAGCUGAACAUGCUGGGAGAGAAACUUCUUGGUCUGAAUGCCGGCCCCGAUGGUCUUAUUCCUUGGACAAGGUUCUGUAAGGAAAAUAUAAAUGAUAAAAAUUUUCCUUUCUGGCUUUGGAUUGAAAGUAUCCUUGAACUCAUUAAGAAACACCUGCUCUCUCUCUGGAAUGAUGGGUGUAUCGUGGGCUUUAUCAGCAAGGAGCGGGAGCGCGCCUUGCUGAAAGACCAGCAGCCAGGGACCUUCCUGCUGCGCUUCAGCGAGAGCUGCCGGGAAGGGGCCAUCACCUUCACGUGGGUGGAGCGCUCCCAGAACGGAGGCGAACCUUACUUCCAUGCCGUUGAACCCUACACAAAGAAAGAACUUUCUGCUGUUACUUUCCCUGACAUUAUUCGCAAUUACAAAGUCAUGGCUGCUGAAAAUAUCCCAGAAAAUCCUCUGAAGUAUCUGUAUCCAAAUAUUGACAAAGACCAUGCUUUUGGAAAGUAUUACUCCAGGCCAAAGGAAGCCCCAGAACCAAUGGAACUUGAUGGCCCAAAAGGAACUGGAUACAUCAAGACUGAGCUGAUUUCUGUGUCUGAAGUUCAUCCGUCUCGACUCCAGACAACAGACAACCUUCUCCCCAUGUCUCCCGAGGAGUUUGAUGAGGUGUCCCGGAUAGUGGGCCCUGUAGCAAUCGACAGCAUGAUGAAUGCAGUAUAGAGCAUGAAUUUUUCUCAUCUUCUCUGGCGACAUUUUUCCUUCCCAUCUGUGGUUUCCUCCUGCUACUCUGUUCCUUCACACCCUAUGUUUCUAGGGAAAUGAAAGAAAGGCCAACAAAUUUGCUGCCACCUGUGACUUGUCCCUAAUUCAGACACAGCUGUUACUCUGAAGGGCCUCAUGCAUCUUGUUAAAGGUAAAACUGAAAUGCCCUCUCCACAAAACGGGGCUGGCAAGUGAAAAACAUCUAGACACCCAAACAUCAGAAUUAGAAUGAGAUUCUUGUGGAAAGCAGGGAAGCUAAGCGAGCUUGUAAAAAAAAAAAAAUGCUGAGCAUCAAAGCAGGGCCCAGCUCUUUCAAGCGGCUGGAUCAUACGGUUAUUUGAAAGACUGCUUGAUACAUGACCAGCAGACUUCUGUCCUGGAGAAUUCCUACUUGUUCCCUCUGCUUUAAAUGUGGCUGGAAGUUCUCCAUUGGUUUAUCUGUGAAAUAGUUUAAUGCUAAGUUUACAUAGGAUCAGCCCUUAUCCAACCCUGCAUCUGGACAGGUGGUAAAAGUUGUGUUAUUUUCUUACAUUUUCACACUGGCCACUUAAAGCAAAAGACGUGAGACACGGUCUCUCUUACUUGGGAAAAAUAGCUUUUCUGCUUGUUAUGGCUUUUAUGAUACUAAUAUCAGUAGAGGGAAGGGCAUUUUCCAAAUUCAUGGGUAGUGUUUUCUGUUUAGACUUUAAUACCCAGAGCUGCGUAGAUUCUGCCUGGUGAACUUGUCUUCACAUUUCUCUCCAAAGAGGCAGGGGAUUAAGAGCCGUCUCUCAAGGCCAAAUCUGGCAUUUUUCAAACAGUUAAAAUUAACCCUAGGUAUAGAAAAACUCAGAAAUUUCACUCAUGUUUCUUUGUGUUAAUUUUUUUUAUUGUUAUUGUCUGGUAUUUGAUCUAUUCACCAUAAAAAUUUCAAAUUGAGAAGAAAAAAUAGUAACUGGCAAAUUAUUAAUCAGAAAUGAGACUCAAGUUCUUUGAAAAUUCACCCUGUGUAAACUGCCUGGCAUAUUGCAUGUUUUUCACUGAUAAAUGUGUUUUUCUGAAAAAAAUGCAGUGGCAAAUGGUU
Molecule: messenger RNA, 3682 nt
Organism: Condylura cristata (star-nosed mole)
Lineage: Eukaryota; Metazoa; Chordata; Mammalia; Eulipotyphla; Talpidae
Gene: STAT1
Product: signal transducer and activator of transcription 1, 91kDa
Exons: 25
Coding region: 325-2577 (750 amino acids)
Biological process (GO): defense response; cell surface receptor signaling pathway via JAK-STAT; type I interferon-mediated signaling pathway
Molecular function (GO): DNA-binding transcription factor activity, RNA polymerase II-specific; RNA polymerase II cis-regulatory region sequence-specific DNA binding
Source: RefSeq, a predicted model, not a curated record